Messenger RNA from Trypanosoma theileri, 1689 nucleotides. RefSeq names its product putative protein disulfide isomerase. The record is from RefSeq and is a predicted model, not a curated record. NCBI's taxonomy places the organism in Eukaryota, Euglenozoa, Kinetoplastea, Trypanosomatida, Trypanosomatidae. Gene Ontology annotation, molecular function: protein disulfide isomerase activity. The coding region runs from base 1 to 1689 and encodes 562 amino acids. The transcript has a single exon. Gene Ontology annotation, cellular component: endoplasmic reticulum. Gene Ontology annotation, biological process: protein folding.
AUGACCACAGUACUGCAUAAGGUAGCUGUGCUUCUAUUGGUGUUCGCCACCACAGUGCUUCUCACCUCCACCCAGAGAGUUCAUGCAAACGUCAAUGACUUAACGGAUGCGGAUGAUAACUCGGGUGUGGUGACUCUCCUUGAUGAUACCUUUGACGCCUAUGUAUUUCCAAAAGAGGAAAGAGUAAAGCCACAAGCAUGGUUUAUUUUCUUUUAUGCCCCAUGGUGUGCCCAUUGUAAGUCUUUACUACCACAAUUCACAAAUGUUAGUCGUCUCCUGCGUGAAAGUGGUCUCCCACACGCGAAGUUUGCUCUUGUAAAUGCGGUAAAAAACAAAGCCCUUGCCUCACGUUUUAAUGUUGAGACUUAUCCAACUUUUGUAUACACCACUGGUAAAGAAAAACAAUGGUAUAAGUUCAAUGGUGGUUAUAGUGCUGAUAGUUUUGCACAGUUUACAGUGUAUCUACAGCGUGGGGUAGAUGCGGGUUCAUUCGCCGAUAUCGUCUCAGACCCACGAACAUUUAUGCAAGUAGAAAAGGAAAUGAUUGGUAUGCGUGUACCUAUGUUUGUAUACGUGCCGCCGACGAAUGCGGGUCCGAAGGAUAUUCCAUCAAGACAACGUGAAUCUCGACAGGCACGUUGGAAUACCGCCAUUGACGCUGCGAUUUCAUUAGGGAACAUUCGUUUUGGUGUAUUGUACGCCGAUGAUAUACCGGCAGAUUGGGCGGAGCAAGUUGGAUCAUCAUCAUCAUUUGCAGCGAUCUUAACAGCGGUCCGUAAAGGUUGUAAAGGCACUGGACCUAAUGGGGAAAUAUUUAUUGUCUACUCCGACGCCUACCGCACACCACAGUGCUAUGAAGAGAGUCCAUGGCUUGCAGAAGAGGAUAAGAAUAACAAGGAUAAAAAUAAGAAAAAUGAAAAUGGAUUAGUGGAGUUACACCCACAAUUUGCGGCUUAUCUCACAUAUAAUGGGUUUCGGGCAGUGGAGGAGGUAACGGGUUCCUUCUUUUCUGUUAUCUCUAGUUUCAAUCAUCACUUCUUGGGACUUCUUCUCACCAAUGGAACCUUAUCACAAUCCGAUACUACUAUGAUGCCAGUAUUACGAGAUAUUGUGCAAGCAAAAAAUGAAAAACGACUUACAACUGCCACUAUAGAUGGUGAUCAUCAUCAUGAUAAUACUACUAAUACUAAUACUACUAAUACUGUAGGGAACGGUAAAUCCAACCGUCGUAUCUCUUUGGCACAUGCUGAUACACUUACACAACCAGUGUGGAAGUUUCGUUAUCAUGUGGAAUCGAAUGAACUCCCCGCAUUUAUUGUAGUCGAUCCACGACGUGAUAAAGUGUAUCGACUACGAGUUCACUCUCCACGAUUUGAGGAGAUCAAGUUAAAUAUACCGUGGAAGAUUGGAGGAGAACAGCAAACGAUCAUUACACAGUUUCUACAAGAUGUAGAAGAAGGUCAAAUGCAAGGGGAAAAAAUGUCCUUUAUGGGUGAUGUUGCCGAGUUCUUACUUCAUUUACCUGGUAUGGAGUUUGUUUACGAGAAACUAGGCUACGACGAUGCACUGUUCGUUACCAUGUUCUUUGGGUUUGGCUUCUUUGCAUUUAUUAUGUUCAUUGCAGUUGUGGUAGAGCCAAUCAUGGAACGCCGCAUGAAGGAACAAGCGAAGAAGGCGAAGAAGGACUAA